AUGGAAAAGGUGAAAGACCUACUGGCUCGUGAACGGGAGGAGAUCAACCUUCUGCGCGAGCCGUUGCGCACUCUUCGUCUCUUCUUUCUGACGUGCGUGAAGUCCGUCGCUCGAUUCGUGUCAAGACAUAUGCGACCAACAACACUUCUUGUUGCUGUUCCUCUCAUAUUCUUUACGAUUGGAGUCUCACUGUUUUGGAUCGAUUCCCCUUCAGGUCACGCCUUCCAUGCACUUGACACCGAUGGUGACGGUCUCGUCUCACCAGCUGACUUUGAGACGUACUACACUCGGGUUAUGCACCAUAAAGCUGGCGCCGGUGAGCAGGCGUCCGCCGCCUUUCCAGAAGACACCACACGCUUGAACAAGGCGCAAUUUGUGGCGUGGUGGGAAGAAGGACAGGGUGAUACACUUCGACGUGAUGCAUAUUUUAGGCAGGGGACGUGGCGAGAAGUGGAGUACCUGCUUGCGGAUGCGGUGUGGUGGCUGGUGCUCGGUAUUCUCUCUUCCAUUGGAUUGGGCACUGGAAUGCACUCGGGGCUGCUAUUUUUGUUUCCUCACAUUUACCUGGCCUGCGCUUCCGCGGACUCCUGCGGCAACUCCAACUACUGGACAUACCCAGUGAACCCCUUCUACGGCCCGCGCGAUCGCACAUUUCUCUGCAUCACCCCUACACUGGCAAUGGAGGCUCCAUCCACCAUUGCUCGCUUGCUAAAGGUAAUUCCCGCCUGCGUUCUAUGGGGGGCAGGGACCGCCAUUGGGGAAAUUCCGCCAUAUGCCUUGAGUUACGCUGCCGCACUCCAAGGUCAACGGCAUGCGGAGUUGAAGGAAGACUCAAAGUACGAUGUUCUGAAUCGCAUGAAGAACUGGACGCUAAACAAGAUCCAGCUUUAUGGUUUUUGGGCAAUCCUUCUUCUUGCCGCAUGGCCUAACAUGGCCUUUGACCUUUGUGGCAUGGCUUGUGGGCAGUUCCUCAUGCCUUUCUGGUCCUUCUUCGGUGCCACCUUCAUCGGUAAGGCACUGAUAAAGGUCAACAUGCAAGCAGUCUUUUUUGUGUUUCUAUUCUCCGGAGAUAAUAUUGAACGUAUGAUCCGCCGUACUGGUGAAACAGUGGCUAGUUUUGUGAUUCUUCCCACUUGGGCGGCGCCGCAGGGGACCAAAGGACUGGUGAACAAAUUUGUUAACGCCAUAGUAAAUGCGCGUGAGAGCAUUGCUGCGAGAGCGCGGGGCGCUGUGCAAGGUGAUACGGAGAAUUCGGGGUCGUUUCUCAUGGUGACCAUGCACUGGUGCGUUGUGGCUGCGGUGGCUUGGUUCGCAAAGUCUAUUGUGGAGUCGCUCGCUCAAAAUGAACAAGAGGAGAACGACAGACUCACAAUUGAACGUGUAGAGAAAAUGAUUUCGCAUCGUCGCACGAAGAGUGCAGUACGGGAAGAAGAACUACGCAAUCUCAUUGAGCUUGCACGGGCCGGUGAAAAGGAAGCAGCUUCUCAUUCGUCAUUUGACUCGGCUGUCAUGACACUGUUUGCCUUGGCCGCUCUCGCUGGCGUUGCGUUGGCAUCCUACCCCUUAUUUGCGCUCAGCCUAUCAAUUCUUGUGCACACGUUGCUGUGUACGCAGUGUACGAACGAUUCACUAAAUCGAUGGACGCUGUGGGGGUUGCGCAUGGCGCUUUUAUCUGGAGCCCUCUACGCUCUGCACACCCAGCACACGGCGUAG
Molecule: messenger RNA, 1713 nt
Organism: Trypanosoma grayi
Lineage: Eukaryota; Euglenozoa; Kinetoplastea; Trypanosomatida; Trypanosomatidae
Exons: 1
Coding region: 1-1713 (570 amino acids)
Molecular function (GO): calcium ion binding
Source: RefSeq, a predicted model, not a curated record